AUGACUACCAAUCGCGGGCGUGAUACCAUUAGCAACCAGACAUUAGAAGAGGUGGAUAGAAGGUUUAACAUUGGGCGCCUAGACGAGUUCUGGCGAAGGGGCGCAUUGUUGAAGUAUGUCAAAUGCGCGCUUCAGUCAUGUUCAGACUCCAAGUUUGGAGGAUGUCCUCAGGAGCUUUGGGCGUUUCAAUGCCAGGCGAUCACUUCAGAGAAUAUCAGGGACCUGGGCAGAAUCAUGGGUGCUGAGUAUUGCGAUAAAGCUGAUCCUGGAAUCGAUUAUGAUAUUGCCGGACCUGGCAUAAUCGUGGCAUAUCUGAUACAAUUCACGAUAGUUCUGCUCUUUGCAUCUUGCUACAAGAUCACAAAGACCUGGACCAGGAACUUCACGUUGAUUUCGCUUCUUCCAUUCCAUGGACCUGCCGGCGCCUUCGAGACGGCCUUACAAUGGCAGGAAAUGGUUUCCAGGAGUAGCUUCGGAGUUACAGUUGCAUCGACUCUUGUCGAUCUUCAAGAAGCUCAAGCUGUGUUUCUCGGUACCAUCUCUAUAGCUGCUAUCGUCACCUUCUCAAGUUCCAGCGGAACGGGACUUGGUAACAUCAGCUCGCUACUCUCCUGGCUGACGAACAACCUCACUGUGAGGGGAAUGACCUCAGCGGGAAUGUACCCCCUACUGUUUGUCCAGCUAAUUCUUCAAAAGACCCACAACCGUUGGUGGUAUACACUUGCUCUUGUGUUUAUCAACUGGGUUCUUGUUAUGCUCAUUGCUCGGCCCCAGACUGUCGAUGAGUCUUCUUUGUUGAAGCACUUUACUGAAUCUUCGUCUCUAGAACGCUGCGGAAACCACAUCGGACCAAGGACGUUCUGUCAGACGUUCAACAAGCCCGCAGCGGGAGGCUCUAGUUCCACUACGGAUGAAAAGUCGGGCUAUCUAGAUCGAGAUGGGGAGAACUUCUUCAAGUUUCACUCCAGGACACAGACGCCCAUCCAUGUAAUCAUGGUAUUCCUGAUACUGGACUGGAUCCUUGCUAUGAUCAGGGUAUACCUCUUUGAGCAGGGUGAUUGGUUAUCUCGCAAGGUCCAUGCUCUGACAGAUAGCUUGCCUUUGCGUCUAAAGUCGUCCAAUUCCCAGAGGUACUUUGUACUCUUCUCAGAAUCUCUCUGGAUCUCGAUGGAGGUCCUUUGUAUCGUCAUGGGCGCAAUCGGCGUACAAGAGUUUGCGGCAUUUAUGCAUCUGCUCAGUGGCGGGGAAUCAGGCAACGAGAGCAAGGUUGCCCUAUCCAAAUGGGGCUUUGGGCAGCUGGUAGCGGUUUGCGUAUGGGUUCCUGUAAUACUCAAGUUUGCUUGUCUUAUGGUUGACGGAGCUCUACCUGGUUGGAGAAAACGGCUGGGCAAGUUUAUCGAGAUUACACAGCGCAAAGAAACCGAUCCAGAUGAAAAUAAUAUUGCUAUGCAACGUUUGCUUCUUCCGUCCAGACCUACCAAGAGGGGCCAGACGGAUGAAGUAGAGGGGCGUACUUUGACGGCGAGGCGAUCUUGGGGUAGAACAUAUGAGUAA
Fusarium proliferatum ET1 is the source of this 1554-nucleotide messenger RNA. RefSeq lists its product as uncharacterized. The coding region runs from base 1 to 1554 and encodes 517 amino acids. The transcript is spliced from 3 exons. The record is from RefSeq and is a predicted model, not a curated record. NCBI's taxonomy places the organism in Eukaryota, Fungi, Ascomycota, Sordariomycetes, Hypocreales, Nectriaceae.